AUGUCUGCUUCUCCCUCGUCUACAACCGGUGGCGACCAGUCCCAGAGCGUUGAUCAAAUCCACUUUCGAUUCUGUCGCGAAUGCUCUAACCUCCUCUACCCAAAAGAAGACCGCACGACGAAUACGUUGAUGUUCUCCUGCCGAACCUGUCACGUCGGCGAACCCGCAACCUCACACUGUGUUUUUCAGAAUAAACUCAACAGCCAAGUAGGCGAUACAGCAGGUGUAACACAGGAUGUUGCGUCUGACCCUACGGUUGGUCUUCCUUUCUGCACUCUCUGCGGAGAGCAGAUCACUUUUGAGCAGAGUGACCAAUCUGGCGACGAUGAAUGCCAGAUGGACCUCGAGCAGGCUCUACAGUUAUUAUGA
This is a messenger RNA of Uncinocarpus reesii 1704, 369 nucleotides long. RefSeq lists its product as uncharacterized. Gene Ontology annotation, biological process: DNA-templated transcription; maintenance of transcriptional fidelity during transcription elongation by RNA polymerase II; transcription initiation at RNA polymerase II promoter. The coding region runs from base 1 to 369 and encodes 122 amino acids. Gene Ontology annotation, cellular component: RNA polymerase II, core complex. The record is from RefSeq and is a predicted model, not a curated record. Gene Ontology annotation, molecular function: DNA-directed RNA polymerase activity. The transcript has 2 exons. Lineage: Eukaryota; Fungi; Ascomycota; Eurotiomycetes; Onygenales; Onygenaceae.